Molecule: messenger RNA, 771 nt
Organism: Jaculus jaculus (lesser Egyptian jerboa)
Lineage: Eukaryota; Metazoa; Chordata; Mammalia; Rodentia; Dipodidae
Gene: Tmem269
Product: transmembrane protein 269
Exons: 6
Coding region: 1-771 (256 amino acids)
Source: RefSeq, a predicted model, not a curated record
AUGCUUGGCACAGGGGACCCCAGACUGCACUCAAGUUACGUCUGCUCGAAGAAAGAAGGCAGGAAAGGUGAAUGCACCAAUUUUUAUAUGAGCCAUGUCAAGAGCAGUUCCAAGAUGAGUGAAUUUUCCUGGAAGGAUGUUAUUAAUGCCUUGUCUCUGGCCAACAUGGUCCUAGGGCUCUUCUCUAUCUUCUGCAGCGUCAGCAGGAAAUCCCACUGUGCUUCCUGGAUGCUCCUGAUCAGCUUUCUGUUAGACAUGGCAGUAGGAACCAUGACCAGGCACCUCAACAUAUGCUGCAAACUUGGAACGGACCUGAAUGAUUUUGCCGUCUUCACCACCUUCGGUCUGGCCUCUGCCCUGCUCCUGGGAGUGGAUGGGCCUCUCAAUGGAUUCCUGGCUAUCAUCUAUGUGCUGACCACUUCUUUCCGCCUGUGUUUUUGUUCAGCUGGAGGACCUUUUUCAUACAAGGGUCUACCCUGCCCCUAUGCAUCGUGUGUUUUGGCUUCUACCUCCCUGCUGACCAAGGGCAACACGUUCAUUCUCUGUUGCAUGGCCUCACUCAUGAUUCUGUUCAUGAUCGACCAGAGCAACUAUCCCCAUGAUGAAAUCCUGGAGUCUGAGAACUGGAAGAAAAUGGUUUAUAUGGGAGGUGUCAUCAUGCUGUUUUUCUCCCCAUUUUCGCUCACUGCCUUUUACUGCCUGAUCUGGUCGCUCUCCUACAUUUUCUUCCCAGAUGUCUUGUGGGGCAAGGCAGCCUGUCUUAAGCUCUAG